Molecule: messenger RNA, 465 nt
Organism: Dentiscutata erythropus
Lineage: Eukaryota; Fungi; Glomeromycota; Glomeromycetes; Diversisporales; Gigasporaceae
Source: the annotation of a GenBank genome assembly
AUGCUAAUUCGUACAAAUAUUUCUUUAAAUAAUCAUACAGUUUGGUGUUAUUGCUCUAUUUGUGGUGAAAGUGGAAAAGUUGUGAGUACUCAAACAGAAAGAUUACAUAGACAAGAAGAAUUUGGAAGAAUAAAUCAUUCUAUUGAUAAUAGUCAGGAAGAAACUAGAGAGCCAUUAUUAUCUACUAGUCAAAGCUUUAAUUUAUCAAUAUCAUCUGCUGAAGAUUUAACUACAUUAUUUUUAGCAAGUAAUAUUGAACAAAGAAUUGACAAGAAGGAGAAAAUGAAGGAGAAAAUGAAGAAUUCUUCUGAAGAAGAUAGUGAAACUGAAACUGAACAAAAAAAUGAUUUUGAAGAUUCAUCAUUUAUAAGAGAUACUGGACUACUUGAUAAUAUAAAAUUAGAAGAUAGUGAUAUUGAAGAAGAAACAAUUUUAAGCUUUAAAAAUACUAAAACAUAUACUUAA